AUGCAGGUAAUUGCUUCUGGCUGGAACUGGAUGGCCGUCUUUGCUGUGCGGACUGACGGGGAUUCACAAGCAAACAUUGAGUGGAGAACGUUCAUCAUUUUCGUCAUUCUAAGCGUCCUGUUCAUACCCAUGGUCUACUUCUUCUACCCAGAGACCCAAGGACUCGAGCUGGAAGAUAUCCCGCUCCUGUUCACGAGAGGUGGUAUCACGGGCGGAGUUUACGCGACUGGUGGAAGAACAGUCCAACCAGGCCAGCAUGCCUCGGAAGCUCGCGUAGAUUCGAAGCAAGGCGACAUUCAGUUGGAUCAGCUUGAGGAGGUGAGGGCAUAA
Colletotrichum gloeosporioides is the source of this 330-nucleotide messenger RNA. RefSeq lists its product as uncharacterized. The coding region runs from base 1 to 330 and encodes 109 amino acids. Gene Ontology annotation, biological process: carbohydrate transport; transmembrane transport. The transcript is spliced from 2 exons. NCBI's taxonomy places the organism in Eukaryota, Fungi, Ascomycota, Sordariomycetes, Glomerellales, Glomerellaceae. Gene Ontology annotation, molecular function: carbohydrate:proton symporter activity. Gene Ontology annotation, cellular component: membrane. The record is from RefSeq and is a predicted model, not a curated record.